Didymodactylos carnosus is the source of this 1429-nucleotide messenger RNA. The record is from the annotation of a GenBank genome assembly. Lineage: Eukaryota; Metazoa; Rotifera; Eurotatoria; Philodinida; Philodinidae.
CGAUACAGUUCGCAUCAAUUCGGUACGAAUUCGCAAAAUAAGGGUAAAACGCGAAUUGUUGCAUCAUUUUUACGCUUAAAAAUUGCGAUUCGUCAAUUCGUCUUUAGACACUUUAUCCACACAUCUCGGAAAAAGCGUGUAGAACUAGGCGCCAGUUCAUGAAAGAGCGUGAAGAGACAGUAAAAAAACACAGAAAAACUGUGAACUAGUAAAAGUAUGGAUCACGUCGAUAGGAAAAAAAGGAUAGAACACGUUACUGAGAAACAGUGAAGAAAAAGCGAUAUAAUUUCUUCGGCCUUUUUCGCCAUGUAACGGUUUCACAUGUGAACAAAAAUGCCACAAAAACAGAAACCUUUACGUUAUAUCAAGAACCAGUUACCGGGAAAGCAAAAAAAGUGCUAAGCUCAAUAAUCUUUGCUUCCCUAUUCAUAGCUGGAGAUGUUGUGCAUAUAAUACAGUUAGUUUAAUCGUCUUUUAAGUUCAGAAUUCACCUACAUCAACAACGACAGUUUCUACUGAAACUACAACAUACAUAACUGAGCUGAAAUGGAAUUCAACUGGAAUAACGGUUGCGGGUGGUAAUGGCGCUGGAAAUAACACAAAUCAGUUAAAUGCACCGUAUGCUAUUUUUGUUGAUAAAAAUAAUUAUGUUUACAUAGCAGACAAGGGGAACAAUCGCAUUCAACGAUGGUCGCCAGGAGGCACAAAUGGUGUUAUUGUGGCUGGUAAUGGUGUUAGUAGUAAUUCAACUCUUUCAUUAAAAGCACCACCGAGCUUGUAUGUUGAUUCACAGGGCGGUAUAUUCGUGGCUGACGAAAGCAAUAAUCGUGUACAAUAUUUUUCAAAUGGUUCACUCGUUGGUAAAACGAUCAACCGUAGCUCGGCAUCUAAUACUUCUGUCAAUGGGUUGUAUUUAGAUCCAGAUGGUACAAUUUAUGUAACACAAACAUCUUAUCAUAGAAUAAUUAAUUGGAUAACAGGUACUGUAGCAGCUGGUGGUAAUAAUAAUGGUAGUAACAUGGACCAAUUAACAAAUCCAAAGCGAAUAUUUAUUGAUAGAAAUUAUUCAGUUUAUGUAUCAGAUAGCGGAAAUAAUCGAGUCCAAAAAUGGGAACAAAACGCGUUGACUGGUACAACGGUAGCUGGUGGAAAUGGGCUGGGGAAUAGUACAGCUCAACUGAACGGUCCGUUGAGUGUCGCCGUCAGCUCCCGUGGUGAUGUUAUUGUGUUAGAUUCUGGGAAUAAUCGCAUACAGAAAUGGAGUGUACAAGCAGCAACUGGCCAAACAAUAGCGCCCGGUGAUGUGACAAUUGGCAAUUUAUCAAAUCAAUUGAAUAGCCCGCGUGGCAUAGCAUUAGACAGCGAUGAUAAUUUAUAUGUUGCAGAUACGAAUAAUAAUCGUGUACAAAAGUUUAGUAUCAUUACCUAA